This is a messenger RNA of Stereum hirsutum FP-91666 SS1, 723 nucleotides long. RefSeq lists its product as uncharacterized. The coding region runs from base 16 to 561 and encodes 181 amino acids. Lineage: Eukaryota; Fungi; Basidiomycota; Agaricomycetes; Russulales; Stereaceae. The transcript is spliced from 3 exons. The record is from RefSeq and is a predicted model, not a curated record.
GGAGAAUGCAGAACUAUGGCAGGUGCCGACGCUGUGCCGCACAUCGUCGCGGUCGUCCUCAACAAGCAUACGCAACAUUCAUCUGCCCACGCCUAUCUCACCUACAUAUACACCAUGUCGUCGAGCACAAGCAAGAGAAGGGCCGAGGACAGCCCAGUAAAGAGCAAGUCGAAGAAGGCAAAACGGGACGAGGACGACGAGGAAGAGUUCGAAGCCUCAGCGUCUGAGGAGAGCGGUGUAGACGAUGACGAACUACAGGCUCUAGACACAUCCAACAUCAUCGCCACAGGAAGAAGGACACGAGGCAUCCGCAUCGACUACACGAAAGCCAAGCAUCAGGUUCCAGAGGACGAAGACUCGGAGGACGAGAAACCGAAAAAGAAGAAGACCAAAGAGGUCAAGCCAUCGAGUUCAAGUAAAAGCAAGCAUUCUAAUUCGUCCGGGGCUACUUCGUCCUCUAAGCCAGAGGUCAAAAAGCCAAGCUCAUCAAAGAAAAAAGUUAUAGAGUCGGAGGAAGAGGAGGAAGAGGAAGAAGAGGAAGACGACGACGACGAAGAUUAGGUGACUGUUUCGUCUGUUUCUUGCGUUCUUUUCCUGUGGGGUGUAGUGCUGCUGCAACGGAUGACUGGUCCUGAUUCACGCACUCCUGAGUGUAGAAAUGGCAGAGUGUGUAGUAUCAUCGCCUUGUAUUAGAGUGUACAAGUAGUAUAUACCCGGUAGAAA